UCCGGUCCAAAACUGCAAAAGAAACAGAACUAUAUUACAGUAUUACUUGCUCUGUAUCAGAAGGAACAAAGAAAAAAAAAACACACUCCAAGUAGCUUGCUCGCUUUCCGAUCCAUCCAUGGCUGCUCUGGUUCUCUAUUUCGCUACUUUCCUUGCUCUGUAUCUUCUCACCAAACACUUCCUUCACAAGGCCCAAAACCUCCCACCAAGCCCAUACCCUUCGCUUCCCAUCAUUGGCCAUCUCUACCUCCUCAAAAAGCCCCUCUACAGAACCCUGUCCCAAAUCUCCCGCCGCCACGGCCCGAUCCUCUUCUUCCGGUUCGGGUCGCGCCCGGUUCUGCUCAUCUCCUCCCCUGCCCUCGUCGAACAAUGCCUCGGCGGCCAAAACGACGUCGCCUUCGCCAACCGCCCCCGAUUCCUGAUGGGCAAACUUCUGGGCUACAAUUUCACCUCCAUGGCCUGGGCUCCUUACGGCGACCUCUGGCGGAACCUCCGGCGAGUGGCGUCCACCGAGCUCCUCUCCAAUCACCGCCUCCAGGCCCUUUCCGGUGUCAGAUCCGAUGAGGUAAAGUCAACGAUCCGCUGGCUGGCGGCGUUGAAUGGGAAGAAGAGCGGAAACCCUGAUCCGGUGAAUAUGAGGACUCUGCUUUUCGAGCUGGUGCUGAAUUCGGCGAUGAGGACGAUGGCGGGGAAGCGAUAUUACGGCGACGAGAGCGUGGCGGAUCUUGAGGAAGCGCGGCGAUUUCAGGGGUUGACGACGGAGGUUACGCAAGUGGCGAGCUGGACAUUUCUGGCUGAUUUCGUGCCGAGUCUGAGAUGGGUCGAUAGAAUUGGGAAGAAAGAGGAGAAGCUAGUGGACUUUCAAGUGAGGAGAGAUGGGUUUAUGCAGAUGUUGAUUGAUAAUUGUAGGAAUGGAGAAGAUGGUGGUGGUGGGUGUGCAGUGAUGUCGGGAGGGAAGAAAACGAUGGUUGAGGUUCUGUUGGCUCUGCAGGAAAAAGAACCUGAAUUCUACACUGACGAAGUCAUCAAAAGCCUUAUCCUUGUGUUGUUAACAGGAGCUACAGAGACUAUGACAAACACUAUGGAAUGGGCACUAUCACUCCUUCUAAACCACCCUGAAGUGAUGAAAAAGGCACAGAAUGAGAUCGACGGCAAAGUGGGAAACGAGCGUCUGAUUGAGGAAUCCGACAUUUCUCAACUGCCCUACCUUUGCAAUGUCAUAAAAGAGACUCUACGUAUGUACCCACCGCUUCCCGUAACGUUGCCACACGAAUCCUCCUCCGAGUGGUGCAAGGUUGGAGGUUUCAACAUUCCACCGCGAACCACUAUGUUGGUGAACCUUUGGGAGAUACAAAACGACCCCAAAGUUUGGGGCGAUCCUGAAAGUUUCAGGCCGGAGAGGUUUGAAGGAAUGGGGCAGGCUGCAGGGUGGAAGUACUUGCCGUUUUCAGCUGGGAGGAGGAAAUGUCCGGGAGAAGCCAUGGCUGUGCAGAUGGUUGGGUUGGCGAUUGGGUCGUUGAUUCAGUUCUUUGAUUGGGAGAAGGUUGGUAGUGGAGAAGAUUUGGUGGACAUGACGGAAGGUCGCGCUAUUACUCUUGUCAAGGCUCGGCCGUUGGAGGCCAAAUGUCAGCCUAGAGUGAACGUUGCUGAUAAGCUUUUCUCUUCAAUUGCCGAGCUUUGAUUAAUUAAUUGGGGUAUUGUUU
Molecule: messenger RNA, 1703 nt
Organism: Linum trigynum
Lineage: Eukaryota; Viridiplantae; Streptophyta; Magnoliopsida; Malpighiales; Linaceae
Source: the annotation of a GenBank genome assembly